Molecule: messenger RNA, 1029 nt
Organism: Trematosphaeria pertusa
Lineage: Eukaryota; Fungi; Ascomycota; Dothideomycetes; Pleosporales; Trematosphaeriaceae
Product: Clavaminate synthase-like protein
Exons: 1
Coding region: 1-1029 (342 amino acids)
Molecular function (GO): dioxygenase activity
Source: RefSeq, a predicted model, not a curated record
AUGAUUGCCAACGCCAAACCAUCCCCUCUACUCACUCUGCCGACUAUUCGUCUCGACCACCUUCGAUCCGGGGAUACCUCUGAGAGCAAGAAGUUGAUUGAUGCCUGCCGUAACUGGGGCUUCUUCUACCUCGAUUUGACCAGCGAUGACGUUCUAUGCCGGCAGUGGGAGGAGAUGCUGGUCGCAAUGAAGGACUACUUCGAACAGCCGCUCGACGUCAAGAUGCAAGAUGCUCGUCAAAGCGACAACUACGGGUACGAGCCUCAAGGAACCGAAGUAGGCCCCCGGCCGGACACAGUCGACGGAUACGAAUCUCUCAAGAUAUCGCGCCGAGAGUUUCUCAAGGGCUCCACCGAUCUCACGACAGCCUCGGCGCUGGCCAAGACGGACUUGUUCUUCGACUUCUCGAGCAACGCCCACACCGUUACCAUUAUGAUGCUAGAGAGGCUCUCUGACGAGAUGGGUCUCAAGGGUGGCGACCGUUUCGAGGCUUUUCACAAUGACAAAGUCCCUUCGCUUACCAAUCUGACACUGCUGCGAUACCCCAAGCACGACGAGCUGAAGGGUAGCAGUGUGGGUCACAACAAGCACACCGACAUUGGCUCUCUCACCUUCCUGCUUGCCGGACAGUGGGGACUCCAGGCUCUCUCGCCAGAUCAGGAGACUUGGGCGUUUGUAGAGCCUCGCCCCAAGCACGCCGUCAUCAAUGUUGGCGACAGCUUGCGUUUCCCUUCAAAGGGGCAGCUCCUUUCGGCAGUGCACCGCGUGAUUCCGAUCCACGAGAAGCAGCACGAAGAUCGUUAUAGCAUCGCUUACUUCCUGCGCAUUGCUAACGAUACUCCCUUCCGCGACGCCGCUGGGAAGCUUUGGUCCGCGAAGGAGUGGCACGACUUCAAGUUCGAUGCUUUCCGCGCCCCCGCCUCGCUGGAUCCGGACAUGCAGGUCUUGACGGGCAUGAUGGAGAGGGAUGAUGUGCAUGUUGGUUAUGUAGACAAGGCAGGAGCGGCGAACGCGGCAAUCGCUACUUAG